Messenger RNA from Mesorhabditis belari, 1248 nucleotides. Lineage: Eukaryota; Metazoa; Nematoda; Chromadorea; Rhabditida; Rhabditidae. The record is from the annotation of a GenBank genome assembly.
AUGGGCAAAGGAAGGAAUAAGAAUCGAGACAACGAGAAUACGUUGGCUUUUGGAAAUGCACCAAAAAAGAAAGAUAAAACGGAGGACUUUGAAUCUGAUAGUGAUGAAUCGGUCUCUACCCACAUCACUUUUGAUGAUGAUUUGCAAAGUGUUCGAGGCGACAUUGAUGGUGAUGAAGAAACGUUGAUUGACACCCUCAGUGAACAUGUGGAUAAUGCUACACACAAAAACAUUGGCAUCCGUACAGCUGCUCUGAAACAUCUUUUGUUUGGACUUACUUCACGGUUUCUCAGGGAUUUCAUUGCAAAAUGGCGAACAACGCUCAUCGAUAUUGCAACGAAAGGACUGCGGAAAACUGAUGAAGAAGUUCUUCUUUGUGCUUCUCUGCUCACUUUGGUUUCAUUGCAAGCCGGCAACGAUGUUUCGGGAGAUAUUGAAGAUGCUCUUGCACAAUUACGAGUCAUUGUUGCAAAUCCAGCGAAAUCAGAGGCUAUUCGGGCACAUUGUGCGUUAUGCCUCGCUUUGGCUACAUUUGUUGGAACAGACAGUGAAGAAAGCACAAUCCAAGCUGUUAGGACACUGAGGCAAGCAUGGGCAGGCACAAAGUCGACCACAACUUCGUGGAGACUUUUUGAUAUCGCACUUUCAGGAUGGGCUUUAUUGUUGCAGAACUGCGCAAGUGAAGCCUUUUCUUCGGCUGUUGCAGAACAACCAAAAAUCGUAUCUUAUUUGGAGGCAAACUCCAUGGAGAUUCGAGUUGUUGCUGGAGAAGUUUUAUCCUUUCUCUACGAGUUUGUUGAUGAAUAUCAAGAAGGCUUUCGAUUUCCAAAUCAUAACCAUCUGAUUGAGAUUCUUGGUGGUCUACUUAGUGACAGCACGAAAUCAAAAGCAAAACGAGAUAAACGAAUUCAGAAGUUCACGUUGAGACAAGUUUAUUCAUUCAUCAAUGGCGGAGAAUUUCCUUCACUGAAGAUCAAGUUCAGCACACAAGAAAGUCUCGAAUUAAACUCUUGCUCAAGCAAAUUACUCUACGAUCUUUGCACAGAUCUCCUUCGAGGAGGCAUGAUGCAACAACUGAAAGAGAAUGAGUUUCUACGGGAACUUUUUGAGUUGGGUCCACCAGCGCCGCCUGUGACAUCGGAUGAACGGAUAUCAAAAGCCCAUCGGAUGGCAGUUCACGAUGCAGCAUCAAAAGUCCGAAAUCAACAACGAGGCAAGCAACGAGACAAGCGGAUGAAUAUCGAUUAU